AUGGAAAGUAUAAGUUCAAUCUCUGGUGAUGGAGAAGCUCAGCUUCACAGCACCGCCAAACCUGAACACAACGGAUGGAUCACCUUCCCCUUCAUGACGGCCACUUUAGCUGGGUUCACGCUAGGUGCAGGAGGGUGGCUGAGCAACCUAAUUGUUUACAUGAUCGAAGAAUUCCAUAAAAACAGCAUUGAGUCUGCUCAAAUACACAACUUGGGUAUUGGCUGCACAAGUUUGUUUCCUAUUGUUGGAGCAAUUGUUGCUGACUCGUUUCUUACGCUAUCAUCUGGAUUUCCUCUCAUUUCUGUGCUGGGUCUACUUUUUCUUCUUAUGGAAACAGUGAAUGGCUUCAGGCCUCAAAAUUGUCAAAAUGCCAGCACAGCCAUUGUUUAUGUUGAAGAUAGAGUGAGUUGGGCAUGGGGAUUUGGUAAAUGCAUAAUGGCAAAUGUACUGGGAAUAAUCAUUUUCUUGCUAGGAAGACGAUAUUAUUAUUAUGAUAAGCCAAAAGGAAGCCAAUUCACCAGCUUGGCUCAGCUUUUUAGAAAUUUUCAAAUAUCCAGCAGGUUCUGUUGUAGUCUUCACACUAGUCACCACUGCAAUAUGCCUCUCUCUUUGAUCGUUUCUUCUGGCCAAUAUGGAAGAAAAUUGUCGGCCAAGAUGCUACUCCACUGCAAUGAAUCGGCAUUGGCCACGUGUUUAACAUUGCCAGCAUGGCAAUUUCAGCCUUGGUCGAGGAGAAAAGGCGUGACGCAGCCCAUUCCCACCACCUUCAAGGUAUUGAAGCGUGAUUGCAGUAAAGCUGUCCGAGUUUUCUAUUCUUUCAGUGAAUUCUUUGCAGCUACUGUAAAUGCUAACUGA
Molecule: messenger RNA, 855 nt
Organism: Fraxinus pennsylvanica
Lineage: Eukaryota; Viridiplantae; Streptophyta; Magnoliopsida; Lamiales; Oleaceae
Source: the annotation of a GenBank genome assembly